GCUGCGCGCCGAUUGGUCAACGCCGCCCGCACGCGUCUGACCGUCAUGGCGGCCACACGAGUGGUUCCCAAAUUCUGGAAGCCAGGGACGGAGGCGCCUGGAGUUGGGGAGGAGCGAGCUACUGCGGGGGAAGAGGCCUCCACGGCAUUUGUGUACAACCCUCACACCUCCCUUUCCAUCCAGCAGCAGCGACAGCGUUUGCCCAUAUUCAUGCACAGGAAUCAUAUCCUUUACCUGGUGGAGAAAUACCGCACUGUUGUGAUUGUGGGUGAGACUGGAUGCGGUAAAAGCACACAAAUUCCCCAGUACCUGGCAGAAGCCGGCUGGACAGCGGAGGGACACGUCGUGGCCAUCACGCAACCACGGAGGGUCGCAGCGACCACGGUCGCAGCGCGAGUUGCCGAGGAGAGAGGCGCGUUGCUGGGUCACGAGGUCGGCUACUGCAUUCGCUUUGACGACUGCAGUGACCCUCAAGCCACUCGCAUAAAGUUUUUGACGGACGGCAUGCUGGUGAGGGAAAUGAUGGCUGAUCCACUGCUGAAGAAGUACAGCGUUAUUAUACUGGAUGAAGCCCAUGAACGGACUCUGUACACCGAUAUCGCUCUUGGCCUGCUAAGAAAGAUACAGAAGAAGAGAGAAGAGCUGAGGAUCAUUGUCGCAUCUGCUACUCUUGAUGCAGAGAAAUUCCAGAAGUUCUUCAACCACAAUGACACAUCGGACCCCAACAAGGACACAAGCGCCAUCCUAACCGUGGAGGGACGCACCUACCCCGUGGAGAUUUUCUACACGCACAGUCCUGUGCCAGACUAUGUGAAGACCACGGUAGAGACAAUCAUGAAAAUUCACAACGAUGCAGCGGACGGAGACAUCCUGGCCUUCCUGACCGGACAGGAGGAGGUGGAGAACGUCGUGUCGGCCGUGGUGGAGGAGGUGCGUGCGGCGGCGGCUCGCACCAAGGGCAGCCUGCACAAGCACGUGCGCGCCCUGCCCAUGUACGCCGGGCUGCCUUACGUUGACCAGAUGAAGGUGUUUGAGCGUGUCGGCCGCAGCUGUCGCAAGGUGGUGGUGGCAACCAAUGUGGCGGAGACCUCGGUGACGGUGCCGGGCAUCGCGUUCGUGGUGGACUGUGGCUUUGUGAAGCUGCGCGCCUACGACCCUCGCCGUGCCGUCGACGCGCUGCUCGUGACGCCGGCAUCGCGGGCGUCGGCACAGCAGCGUGCCGGCCGGGCCGGGCGGAGCCGCCCGGGGAAGUGUUACCGUCUCUAUCCAGAGUCGGAGUUUGCGAAGCUGCCCGAGGCGACGGAGCCCGAGAUGCGGCGGAGCGACAUGGCGCCCGUCAUUCUGCAGCUCAAGGCGCUCGGCAUCGACAACGUCCUGCGUUUCUCCUUCCUCUCGCCGCCUCCAGCUGAGUCCAUGGUGCAAGCCGUGGAGCUACUCUACGCUUUGGGAGGCCUUGAUGAGCAGUGUCAGCUGACGGAGCCUCUAGGAGUGCGCAUGGCUGAGUUCCCGAUGGGACCCAUGUAUGCCAAGAUGCUGCUGGAAUCAGGAACCUUUGGUUGCUCAAAAGAGAUUAUCACCAUCGCCGCCAUGAUGCAGAUUCAGAACGUGUUCCUUUCUCCGCCCAACCAGAAGAUAAAGGCCGCUCGUCAGCAGCGUAAGUUUGCCGUGGAAGAGGGCGAUCACAUGACGAUGCUGAACGUGUUUGAGGCAUUCGUGAAGCACAACAAGAGUUCUGCCUGGUGCCAGCAACACUUCCUCAACUACAAGGGGCUAGUGCGGGCUGGAAUCCUGCAGGAGCAGCUUCGGAAGCUUCUUCGAAGGUUCCACAUCCCCAGCAACUCCAGCAACGGAGACGCAGACCCUGUGCGGAGAUGCAUUGUGUCCGGGUUCUUCGCCAAUGCCGCCAAACUACACCACAGUGGAGCCUACAGGACGGUACGCGACGACUUUGAGCUCCACAUCCACCCGACCUCCAUGCUCUAUGCCGAGAAGCCACCGCAGUGGGUGGUGUUUAACGAGGUGGUGCAGACAUCUCGCUUCUUCAUGAGGGACGUGACAGCGGUGGAGCCGGCCUGGCUCACGGAACUUGCUCCGCACUUCUUCCAGCAGAGCACGGAUUUUUCUCAAGCAUCCAAGCGGUCGCGACCAUCGUAGCGGCGUCUCGCACAGCACAGCGAGCCCGGCGGUAGCCACGGCGAGUCCUGUGAGCCAGCGACUCGGAAGUGUGGGUGGGGUUCGGUGGAUCGUGCAGAGACGGAGCCAUCGUGCGUGCCGGGAGAUGGUGGGAUGGUAACCUGUGGGAUGUGAUUACAUCAAAUAGACGCGACACACAGUUCAGUGAGCCCUCUCUCUACGUUGCUCCUAUUUCUACGUUGUUUCGCUGUAACAUAGCCAACGAAUUAGGGAACAUAAUGGGAUUUUAAAUUAAUUGAUUCACUCCGUUUUGAAAUUUUUUAAAGAAAAGAACGCGGGAGGUUGGGUGGUGUGCGUCAAUACGCGCUAUGCCAUGGUGCCCCCUAGUGGGCGCUAAAGCCUCUUCGUUUACAACAUACUGUACACUGUACUACCCUCUCUAAAUACAAUCUCUCGCUCCAUCUCUGGUGAGGACUUUGUAUUACCGUAUAUAUUUAAACUUGUGUACUAUCGUUUUGGCCAUCUUUUGUUAUCCUUUGUGGCAUUGUGCAAACUUUCACCCAAAUAUUACCCCCUGGGACGUGUCCUAAAUUUAUAUCAUUAAAGUCGGUGGUUAAAUAGUUUUCGAUGUACGCUGUCCGUCAAAUGCCGUGCUUCCCAGGGAUGCAUCCGCCACGUAAAUAGAGGGCUUCCUCUACAAUGUCAUAUAUCCACCUGGACCAAUUAACCGACCGCAUCCAGUGCCAGAUGUGUACGUGGAGUCGCCAUUUUAUAUGCAUGUUUACUUAAACAACAUUUUCAACGAUCUACCUAUGCCUCUCUCGCCAGUGAGUCGGAUAUGCGACGCACUGCUGUAACAACCAGCUUCAGUGUUAUCCCCUCUUAUGAGGGGGUUUCCUCAGGUUUGCUCCCACAUGCAUAAUACUAUAAGGGACAGAUUACAAACACGUUGAAGAAAUCCCCCCCCCCCCAAGUUAUUUAAAGAUACAUUUAAAACAUAUUUUUGUACAAAAAUUGUAAGUGUUGUGUAAAUACUGCUUGCAGUGUAUAGUACGAAUAGUGUGCCAUGUUUUGUUGCACUAACUCAUUAAACUUAAGAUUUAGAAAAAAUUGUGGUAAUGUAAAGCAUGAAUCGACCCUCUCAGCAGCCAUGAUUGGUCCACUCCUAGAUGAAGGGUACCUGCUUAUGAUGUCAGCACACAUUUGUUUUCGUAUUUAGUGUAACCUUAAUGUUAGGUUCAAGUGUUCGGAAUAGUUUAGGGGUAGUGGUAGGGAUAGUAGUAUGGUUACGAGUUAUAAUAAUUAUGCGAGAGUAUAGAUUCAUACUAUUUUAAGGCUGAGUCGACCUAGGGCAGACCCAGUAUAGGUACAGAGACUAAAUUAAGGCUGAGUUUAUCUCAGGGAACACAUUUUGUAAAUUAAACCCACUUGUCCACCCACUAGUAUAUUUGGGUGCACCACAGUAAGUUGAAACUAAACUUUUUAUUUCACCAGGUAAGGCCCAAUGAGCUGUAUAGCUCUUUAUCAGAAGCUCAACGAAGUGGCUUACGGUAAAACCUUGGAUUGCGAGCAUCCAAAGCACUCGUAUAUCAAAGCACUCGUAUAUCAGUUGUGAUCACGUGAUGCUUGGCAGACAAAGCGUAUACACGUACUACUCGUAUGGCAAGACUUCGCUCGUUUAUCAAAUUAAUAUUUAUUGUAAAAAUGUGCUCGUCUUGCAAAACACUCGCAGACCAAGUUACUCGCAAUCCAAGGUUUUACUGUAUGUGGAAAUUUAUAGCAGCCAAAUACUCGAAACGUCCCAAGGGGUGAGACGGCAUUGGCGAUAUUUCAAGCCGCACGUUAACAAAACAUGGAAUGUGUUGCUUGUGGUAAAUAUAAAAAUCUAAUUGUGGGGUCUUAAGGGGGAGGCUAUCCCGUACAAUAUGAUAGAAGUUAAACAUACGUACAUACAUCACCCCCGUUUCCCCACCCUUGGAUCCGCCAAGACCCUAGCACGUUUUGCGUGACCACACGAGGCGUGCGGCAAGCGCUGGGCGCGUGUGCAGACGAGGGCUCGCCUGCUCCCCGCAGCAGCAGCAGCAGCACGUGACCCCCGUGCCCUCCGGUUCCUUCAGAGGCUUCAGAGACGUGUCCACCUGAAGCACCUGACAGCCGGGAGGCAGUGGGAUGGUUAAGCGGAGAGCAUCCGUCUUAGUAAAAUAAGACCGUGUUCAAGACCGAGUAGACACGUGUGUGUACUGUCAUUUAUUCAUUUUUAUAUUUAUUUUUUAUUGAGCCAAUGUCUGGGCCCAAUACUGUGAUUUCCACUUUUAAUAUUCAGGUUGGAGUUUUCUUCUACGUUUUUCCUCCGUGCUCUCUUCCUUCACUGUGGUGGAUGAGGAUGGUGUCGAUGCCUUGCUUGAUGUUGAAUCGCUGUGCUCCUGGAAGAUGUUGAAUCCAGCAGUUCCAGCAUCAAACUGCUGCAUCAGGAUAUUCAAAUUCACCCUGAAAAUCUAAAAUUGCUCAUUUCAGACUUUGAACUGUGUAUAAAUAAAUCAAGUUUUUUUAUG
Molecule: messenger RNA, 4685 nt
Organism: Lethenteron reissneri (Far Eastern brook lamprey)
Lineage: Eukaryota; Metazoa; Chordata; Hyperoartia; Petromyzontiformes; Petromyzontidae
Product: probable ATP-dependent RNA helicase DHX35
Cellular component (GO): intracellular anatomical structure; catalytic step 2 spliceosome
Molecular function (GO): RNA binding; helicase activity; ATP binding
Source: RefSeq, a predicted model, not a curated record